AUGAUAAAGAUUUAUCACUUGUAGAAAUAGGACCGCGAUUUGUUCUUAACGUCAUUAGAAUAUUCGAAGGCAGUUUUUGUGGUGCUACUAUAUAUGCAAAUCCAGAAUUUGUUUCACCUAACCAGGUUCGACGUAAUUUUCGCAUGGCUAAAGUUGCACGACAUCAAGCUAGAGUGAUAGCAAAAGAAGAAAAACGACGAAAAAUCGCAGAUAUUGAAUUAUCUGAUGAUGAUUCUUCCAGCGAUUCUUCGGACUAA
Molecule: messenger RNA, 257 nt
Organism: Dentiscutata heterogama
Lineage: Eukaryota; Fungi; Glomeromycota; Glomeromycetes; Diversisporales; Gigasporaceae
Source: the annotation of a GenBank genome assembly